Messenger RNA from Exophiala viscosa, 648 nucleotides. Its product is annotated as 40S ribosomal protein S5. Gene Ontology annotation, cellular component: cytosolic small ribosomal subunit; ribosome. Bases 1 to 648 code for a protein of 215 amino acids. Gene Ontology annotation, molecular function: mRNA binding; rRNA binding; structural constituent of ribosome. The transcript has 3 exons. The record is from RefSeq and is a predicted model, not a curated record. Gene Ontology annotation, biological process: ribosomal small subunit assembly; translation. NCBI's taxonomy places the organism in Eukaryota, Fungi, Ascomycota, Eurotiomycetes, Chaetothyriales, Herpotrichiellaceae.
AUGUCUGAGAACGGCGGCGAGGUCGAAGUCGAAUCCCCAGUCUCGGGCUACCCAGUACUCCCCAAAGAUGUUGUCUCUGAGAUUGGCAGCAUCAAGCUGUUCAACAAAUGGGAUUUCGAUGUUGAAAUCAGAGAUAUCUCAUUGACCGACUACAUCCAAAUCCGAUCUCCCACCUACCUUCCUCACUCCGCCGGCCGAUAUGCGCAGAAGCGAUUCCGAAAGGCCCAAUGCCCCAUCAUCGAGCGAUUGACCAACUCACUGAUGAUGAACGGUCGCAACAACGGCAAGAAGUUGAUGGCUAUCAGAAUUGUUGCACACUCCUUCGAGAUUGUUCACAUCAUGACCGACCAGAACCCCCUCCAAAUCGCCGUUGAUGCUAUCGUCAACUGCGGUCCCCGAGAAGACAGCACCCGAAUUGGUAGCGCCGGUACCGUCCGACGACAAGCCGUCGAUGUGUCUCCUCUUCGCCGUGUCAACCAAGCCAUUGCCCUUCUCACCAUUGGUGCCCGCGAGGCUUCGUUCCGAAACGUCAAGAGCAUCGCCGAAUGCUUGGCUGAAGAGCUGAUCAACGCUGCCAAGGGUAGCAGCAACUCUUACGCCAUCAAGAAGAAGGACGAGUUGGAGCGUGUCGCCAAGAGCAAUCGGUAA